Molecule: messenger RNA, 1263 nt
Organism: Echinops telfairi (small Madagascar hedgehog)
Lineage: Eukaryota; Metazoa; Chordata; Mammalia; Afrosoricida; Tenrecidae
Gene: SLC48A1
Product: solute carrier family 48 member 1
Exons: 3
Coding region: 30-470 (146 amino acids)
Biological process (GO): heme transport
Cellular component (GO): lysosomal membrane; plasma membrane
Molecular function (GO): heme binding; heme transmembrane transporter activity
Source: RefSeq, a predicted model, not a curated record
CUCCGGGUGCUGCACCUGCGACUCUCGCCAUGGCCCCGUCCCGGCUGCAGCUCGGCCUCCGGGCCGCGUACUCCGGUGUCAGCUCUGUGGCCGGCUUCUCCAUCUUCCUCGUCUGGACGGUCGUCUACAGACAGCCGGGGACCGCAGCCAUGGGGGGGCUCGCAGGUGUGCUGGCGCUCUGGGUCCUGGUCACGCACGUGAUGUACAUGCAGGAUUACUGGAGGACCUGGCUCAAGGGGCUGCGUGGCUUCUUCUUCGUGGGCACCCUCUUCGCAGCCGUCUCCGUCGCUGCCUUCUGCACCUUCCUGGUGCUGGCCAUCACCCGGCGCCAGAGCCUCCUGGACCCCAACAGCUAUUACCUCUCCUGCGUCUGGAGCUUCAUUGCCUUCAAGUGGGCCUUCCUGCUCGGCCUCUACGCCCACCGCUACCGCGCCGACUUUGCUGACAUCAGCAUCCUCAGCGAUUUCUGACCCACGGGUGGUCUCCACACCCUGGGGGGCCUCAAGACGGGGACUCAGCCUUUGAGACGUCGGAUGGCCCGGCCCUUCGCUCGGGGGGCCCUAGGACUGGGGCAGAACACCCAGGGCAAGAGGCACGUGGACCCCAAAGCCGCUCUGCCCGCCCCCGGGAGACUCCGUGUGUGGUGGAAAGGGGGCCCUCUUGGCGGACCCUGGCUAGGAGGCAGCCCCACAGCAGUUCACAGGGACCCACUGUCUGGGUGCCUGGUGAGGAAACGCCAAGGUUAGGGUUGGCACAUCUACUAGUAGGUACUUCUCACCUCCCACCCUAGCCCCGGUGUCCUAUGGUCCCCUAAAAACCCUGGGCCCCCAGGGGAGGUGACAGCUGCCUCUCCCUGCAAAGCUUGGGGAGUGGAGGGGGGUGGGGGCAAGACCACCCUCACACAUAGACCAUACCCCACAGAGCAGGGGGCUUUGGGGGAGGAGGCCCCUGCCUGUGCCAGGCACUUCCAGCCCCAUGUCCACCCUGACUGUUCACCCAGCCCUACUGUCCCCUGCUCACACCUCCCCCAGCACCUCCAUCUUUGUCUUCUCCUCCCCUGGAAGGAGAAGAGCUGGCUUUGCUGCCCACACGUUGGCCCAAGGACUCACGAACUUGGGGCGGGGGGCGCAGUGGUUAACCCCAUCUUUUUACAUAGGCUGCCAUUUUGCACAGUCUGACCCCCACCCCCUGACCUGUCCUGCCCUGACCUUUGCCUUAUCUGUGUCACUGCCACUUCAGCAGAAAUGCAGCGCCAUUUGAUCA